AUGCAGGGCAUUGGAUCAGCAAGAGUCAAGUCAAAGCCUACACUAGUGAAGCCAAGCACAAGCAAAAGCUUCGUAUCAAAACACACUGCAAUAGAAAUGACAACUGAUAGACCAGGACUCCUUUCUGAAAUCUCAGCUGUUCUUACUGAUCUUUAUUGUAAUAUCGUUGAGGCUCAUGCUUGGUGUCACAAUGCUCAAUUGGCUUCCGUUGUCCAUUUCUCCGAUCAAUCUUCUCUUUCUCCCAUCGACGAUCCCAAUCGAUUAGCCUCUAUUGAAGAACACCUUACAAUGGUACUCGGGGCAAAAUCAACCCUAGUUGAAAUAGACUUAAAACAACAAGAAUUAAAGACAUCAAAUGUUAUUGGUGAAGGAAUAAAAAUGAUCACCAAUGUUGAGAGGCGAUUGCACCAGCUUAUGCUGUCGAAUCGAGAUUUCGAUUCGCCAGCUUUCGAGCCCUCGACUUCUCCUAGAUCUCCACUCGAACAUCAGGGUGACGAGGAGGCCGGGAUGAAAGCAAUUAUAUACAUUGAAGGAUGCCAUGAAAAGGGCUACUCGAUUAUUAGUGUAGAGUGCAGGGACCGUGCUAGGGUCGUAUUCGACACUUCGUGUACACUCAUUGAUAUGGAAUAUGUGAUCUUUCAUGGUUACAUAAAUACUCGAGAUGGACAUGCCUUUCAGGUUUGGAAAUGUUUCUCUAUGAUCUAUCCUAUGUUGUCUUCAAUUCGCUAA
Molecule: messenger RNA, 729 nt
Organism: Amaranthus tricolor (Joseph's coat)
Lineage: Eukaryota; Viridiplantae; Streptophyta; Magnoliopsida; Caryophyllales; Amaranthaceae
Product: ACT domain-containing protein ACR2-like
Exons: 2
Coding region: 1-729 (242 amino acids)
Source: RefSeq, a predicted model, not a curated record